AUGGCCAUGUUCCACACGCACACCGCGUUAUUCAACGACUCGAGCAGUUUGGUCGACCUCAGCCCGACAAUGAUCUCUCCACCACCCUCCCUCAAUUCAGAGGCACCAACUGUAACCUGGCCCGUGCCUAAACCCAAGCAGCGUCGCAAAACCUCGACCGACCUUCAAGGAAGCGAAGGGGAAGGCAGCAUCACUAAGGAUACGUCUCGGAUAUUAGCUUGCCUCAGCUGCCGACAAAAGAAAAUCAAAUGCCAUCGGAAAAGCUCGACCUGUAAUCGAUGUGAGCGGUUGCAGAUACCGUGCGUGAUCCCCGACGAAGACGAGCGGUUGAGACCCUCGUCCAAGAAACGGACCCGGGAGCUGGAAAGACAGAUUGAAAGUUUGCAAAAGCAACUGCGCGAGUCGGAGGAGAGAGCACAACGCAAUUUGUAUUUGACACCACCCAUGUCGACCCAGUCCCAGUCAUCUCACGCCGGGAUGGAUCUGGCCUUGGGCGGCAGCGAUUUAGGCAGCGACUUGGUCGACACCGCGACUGUUGCCGACUUUGACAAGACACCGCAAACUUUGAUCGGUCGCCUGUGCGCGGAAAAUGCUCACAUUCAUGAAGAUGAAAGUGGCCGGGUCAGAUACUAUGGGCCAACAUCGAUCCUACACACAAGCGAGAAGCCGCCGUCGUAUGACUAUUUGAAGUGGAACAUUGGUCCGUUCGAACCGGACGACCAGGACGACAUCUCGCCAACACUCCGGGACCACCUUCUGGAGCAAUACUGGCGAUUCCAACAUUCAGUCCUCCAGGUGGUUCAUCGCGAAGCGUUCCUGCAAGACAUGCAGGCCGGUCGCACCCGCUACUACAGCAAAGGCCUACUCUACGCCAUCCUGGCCAACGCCGCCGUGUUCUCCGAGGUGCCCGAGAUCCGAGCUCUCGCGCUCAGUCGAGAUGAAGACCUGGAAGGAGCCAAACCCUACCUGCUGAGAAAGGCGACGGAGAUGGUGGAACAAGAAAUCGAGAGCAACGUGGGCAUCACAACCGUUCAAGGUCUUCAACUGCUCAGUGCCGUCCAAUCUCGCCGCGGGGCAGACACCAAAGGUUGGCUGGAAUCGGGACGAUCCUCUCGUCUCAUCUUUGAGCUCGGGCUCCACAAGGACGAGGUCGAAUUCGCAUCCAACCGUUUGUCUCCCAUGGAUCUGGAGGUCAGACAAGUGGUCUUCUGGGGAAGCUUCGCAUACGAUCGAGGCUGGGGUCUCUACCUGGGACGGCCCUGUGCGCUCAAUCUGGACGAUGUGACCAUCUCACCACCUGCGCUUCUCCCGAACGAGAAUUCCUCGUACUCGGCCGAACUGUUGCUCUUACGGGCCUGGGCUACGCUCUUCAGUGUCGUGGGCGAAAUCAGCAACACCUUCAACAAGAAAUCCUUCACCCACUACCACUUACAAACCCUGCGGCAAAAGCUUCUCAACUGGGAAUCGAGCCUCGACCCUAGUCUAAGACACAGCUCGGGCUGCUCACCGGGGGUCUAUGUGCUACAUUUUCAGUUUCACGGCGCGAUGAUUCUCCUGCACCGCUCGACCGCCAAGUUUGGCACCUAUCAGACCGAAAGUACACCCAUCUCACAAGAAGCACGAGCUAUAUGCGUUGACCACGGCCUGCAAAUCGCCCGCAUCCUCGCCGACUACAGAGUCGCUUAUGGAUCUGCCCUGACUCUGGUCGGGGUGGCCAUGUAUAACAUCACUACCGCGGCGGUGGUGCUGAUCGCCAUCCUCUCGGAGCCGUCGACACCAGCCUCCAACGAAUACCUGUCCAGUCUGACCACGUGCAUUGCCGCACUGGAAGAAAUCCAGCACAGCCACAUGGGCGCCAAAACGGUGCUCAAGCAGCUCCGGUACCUCAUGCGCCGAUGCAAGCUCCUGAAUAUCAAGGAGGACUCGCAAAUUCUCCGGGAUGCCAAUGCAUCGUUUCUACAACGACGACCAACGAAUACUAUCGAGGCAGGAAGCCCGCCGGUCAAGCUGCUCGGCCAAAUCGUGCAGCCGGACAGGUCUUCUUCUGACGACGCGUCCGCAAUCGACCCUGGGCAGUUCAUUCUGGCUUUGGAGGAUUGUGACGCGCUAAUGAACAUGGUGUCCUGGAAUGAUUUUUCCAAUGUCUUCGUGUGA
Messenger RNA from Capronia epimyces CBS 606.96, 2154 nucleotides. RefSeq lists its product as uncharacterized. The coding region runs from base 1 to 2154 and encodes 717 amino acids. Lineage: Eukaryota; Fungi; Ascomycota; Eurotiomycetes; Chaetothyriales; Herpotrichiellaceae. The transcript has a single exon. The record is from RefSeq and is a predicted model, not a curated record. Gene Ontology annotation, molecular function: DNA binding; DNA-binding transcription factor activity, RNA polymerase II-specific; zinc ion binding. Gene Ontology annotation, biological process: DNA-templated transcription; regulation of DNA-templated transcription.